This is a messenger RNA of Symbiodinium necroappetens, 1398 nucleotides long. The record is from the annotation of a GenBank genome assembly. Lineage: Eukaryota; Dinophyceae; Suessiales; Symbiodiniaceae.
AUGCACAUCGAAAUUCCCACUGUUGGUCCCCGACUUGCCAGAGAGGCUUCGCCUGCCUUGAGCGCACACAGUGAAGCUCGAUCCCACUUGAGCUCGGCGGUGGAGGUGCUUCUCGAUUCCGCCGUCGGACGUGAAGAUGACAGAUCAGGUGCCAUGGGAUUGCUGAGUGGUGAACCAAGUGCAAGAACGACUCAUUCUCGUUUUCGAGAUGUGUUGGGCAUUGGCGUGGUUCUCAUCACUUUGAUCGUCGGGGUCUGGUUCCUUUUCUGGAUGCGUCGCGUACUUGUUCCGCUCACUUUCGCUUUGUUCCUUGCCUUCCUGUGCGAGCCUCUCCUAGCUUUCAUGGUCACCGCGCCAAGGUAUGCGGCCAGAAGGAUGCAGCUAUGCAAGGAACAUCGUUCCGGUGACAGGAAGCCUCACGACCGCAAUGGGGUGCCAGUGGGACGAGCAGAGGAAGAUGUCAACUCUUCGGAUCUCGAUAGCAUUGGAAGCGCUGCCAGUAUGACCGUCAGCGACUGUGACGGGCAAGCGGCCAAGACCUGCUGCGCUUCGUGCAGCAAAUGGUUGCAGCAGAUAUGGGGCUUUUUUGCAGUCAUGAUCCUGGUUGUGACGCUCCUGGCUGUGACUUUCUUGAUCUUCUAUGGUGUUGUCAAAGUAUUUGCUGAUUUCGACUGGAGCCAAUUCUCGGAUUCUGCCAAGAUGCGUGAUAUGCAGUCGCUCCUUAAAAAGGCAGGUAUUGUUGACGGCAAAAUGAACGUAAACUUUCAGAAAGUGGCGGCCGAGUUUAGAAGUUAUCUGGUAGACACAGCCUCGACAUUCUUCCACUUCGUGGAAGGAUUCAUGCUGUGCGUCUUGAUGUUCAUCUUUUGCCUGAUCGGCAUGCUCCCAGAAAUCAAUUCAGUCCGACGCCCAUCUCCGGUCAAGGAUUUGGUGCAGAGGUACUUGAUCGUCAAGUGCGUGUGCAGCCUGUUCGUAGCAGUUCUGGUCAUGUGUGCCCUCUGGGCAAUGCAGGUUCCUCUUGUCGUCGUUUGGGGACUCGUCACUUUCGUGACCAACUUCAUUCCCAACCUAGGUCCUUUGUUUGCUACUCUGGCACCGAUCCCCUUUGUUUGGCUAAAGCCUGGCGGGACGCUGCUCGACACCUUCAUUGUGAUUGUCGUCCAGUUCAUGGUGCACAACAUUGCCGGCAACAUAAUUGAGCCACACAUCAUGUCGCAGGGUCUGGAGCUGCACCCGUUGACGAUUGUGGUCGCCCUUAUGUUUUGGAGCAGCGUGUGGGGAAUUGCAGGAGCUGUGCUCUCCGUUCCGAUCAGUUGCGUACUUCGUUUAUGGCUUGGAGAACUCGACGAUCGUCGUGCUCAGCGCUUGUACAGAUUGUUCGAUGAUCCACUGGGAUGA